UUAAGUCUUUUAUAAAAUAAAACACAAAUAUAUGAAAAUGUGACAUUUACUAAAUAUUUGUCAAUUGAAAAAAAAAACAAAAAAAAACCUGCGCUUUGAAAGCGCGGGUCAAAAUCUAGUAAACAAUUAUAAUUGCUUCAGUAAUAUUAAACACGUUUGGUUACUUUUGAUUAUAUUUCUAAGUAUUUGUUUUCAUUUCCUGAAAGAUUUUGAUCAGUAAUAUUAUUUUAUAGUAUUUAUAGUAAUACUAUUUUAUAACACUGGUAUUUUGUUUUCUAGCUCUGCUAAUCCAAGUAAGAACACAAAUGGAAUACAUUAAUUUCUACUCUUCCUAGGGUUUCAUGUGGCUAUAUGGAGUAAACAUAACAAAAAGGCGGAGUUAAAAUGAGAAGUUACUACAAGAUUAAUUGCAACCAGUAACAAUAUCGUGUACGGUGUAUCCCAACUAUCAACAGACUUUAUAUUUGAUCUUGACAGAUCCAUGAUUCAUCCGAUAGUCAAAACUAAUAUCUCAAACAUACCCAACCCCCGAUCUCUCCUUAUGUUUAUAUAUACCACUCACUACCUUCAAAGCAUAUUCGCCAAACAAAACUGAAGGAAGUAAAGAAAAAAUAUGGCAAAUUCAAAUGUUUUUCUCCUCUUCGUACUUCUCAUUGCUUCACUCUUUUACAUAUGCCACACCUUAACACUUUUUGGCAUCCUAAUCAAAGAAGUCUACAUUCGUGGUACCCUGCGUUGUAGCCUUAACGGGAAUCCAAGUGCACCACCAGUCUCUAACGCCACAGUCUACUUAAUAUGUGGCAGCGCAAACUCAACCAUCGCUCAAGCAGUGACAAAUCCCUACGGUGUAUUUGUUAUUGUGCUCAACACAGUAGAGACGCUUUUGGUCAAUCCAAGUAACUGCAUUAUCGAAGCUAAUCUUCCGACUGGCACGUGCCAAAUCUAUCCACCGGACGGUACACUAACUGACUCAGUUAAUCUGGUCAACAUCACCGUCAGAGGUCUCCUUUUUAUCGCUAACUAUGCCGCCGGUGCAUUUCUCAAUGAGGAUCCCCCAUAAACUAUACCGCCGGUGCAUUUCAUUUUCACAACAAUACGUGUGACGUGUAUGUGUGCAAAUAUAUGGGGAUUUGAUGCAUGAUCCUAUCUAUGUAUUGCUAAAAAAUAUAAAAGUGAUAUAUAUGCGGGCCCUAUAUAUGCUCCAUGAAUUAUGUGUACUUAAUUAUCUUAAAUUAUAAUAAAAAUUAAUAAUUAUUAGUAUUACAAAUAGCAAUAGCUGGAUAUUGUAAUAAAUAACAAAUACAAAUUAAUAAUUAUUAGUAUAACAAAUAACAAUAGUUAGUAGGAAGGUUCAACCCAGUUUAUGGAUGAGUAACCAAAUGAACAAAAUAAUAUGAAUAUAUUUUAAAAUUUUAGUUUAUUUUUAACUAAAGCCAACAUUAGUUUUCAUUGUUUACUACUAAUAUUUUUAAUAUUUGUUUUAUUACUUUUAAAAUCAUAUACUUGUUUCACUAUUAAAGAAAAAAAGACAAAUUUUCAAUAGCACUAAAUCAAGUUUUUGUUUAUAAAUAUCACACAAUAUAGAAAUCUUUAAUAUAACAUUCAUUAAAGGGUGAAACAUAAAUAUAUUUAUAUAUUUGUGUUUAGGGUUAUUGAUUAGAGUUUAGAUUUUAGGAUCUAACUUAAUUUAGUAUUGGAACAAAAAUCUCCUUAAAUACUAAUUUGUAACAAAAAUUAAAAAUAUGUUAUUUAUGAGUUUUCCCUUAAAAAUACAUGAAAAUGUAAUUUUUCACUUUAUCGUUAAUAUUUGUUAUUUGAUAGUAAGUAGAAGACAUUAUUUAAAACUGUAGUCAGUUGUUUUUAACACGAAAAAUAUGGAUAAUUUUGCUUUUCUAAAUGCUUGGUUAUUGAAUUCAGUAGCACUUUUAUUUCUUUUAUACAUCUAUCUAUAUUAUUAAAACUGAAGUACCUUUAGUACUGUUUGAAAACAAGGAUAAAAAAAAUAAAUGAGAAUUGUUUGGAAACUUGAAUAGCAUAUUAAUUACUUUCUUUUAUUUACACAUUUAGUCAUUGCAUUUAUAAUAAAUGACAUAUCUCCUUUUAUAUUUUUUUUUAUUUACAUAUUAUGUCACUACAUUUAAAAUCAAUUUAAAUUAAUUAAUUACAAUGGUUGUUGUUUCUUUAUAGUGAAAAUAAAAACACACAAACUGAAAUAUAUAGUAUAUAUUAUAUAAAAGAAUUUUAAAUAUAGUAUUACUUUAUUUAGUUUAAUCAAAUAUAAAAAAUUUGAGAGUUCAAUUUUUAAGAAAACAAAAUAUCAUAAAAUUAAAAAUAAUUCAUAGAAAACUAAUGCAAAAAUUAAAAUUGUAGGUAUGUUUUUUUCAUUUGAAAAUAAUUUCACAAAAGACAACAGGUCAAUAUAUGAAGUGAAUAGUACAUUUACAUCAAAUUGUAUUAAAUUAUAAAAAAUAAUAUAAUAUUAUGUAUAAAUAAAUAAAAAUAUUAUCAAACAUCUAUAUUAUAAAAUAAAAUAAUAUAUUCUAUUCUAUAUAUAUGAAAUUAUUUUUAUCAAACCAGUGAUUUAUGAUUUUAUGUUAAACGCAAAUUAAAUCAAGCACCCCCGCAGAGGCGCAUGUCAAGUUCUAGUUUUUUUUUUAAAUUGCUAAUUUGUGUUGAAACAGAUUGUUGAAUAUGAUUGCAAAUUAGAUUGACUGGCCUGCUUUCUUUUAUCAUAAUUAUAUGAUGAUUUUGAGAGUUUAGGCAUUAUCCCUAUGCUUGGAAACCGUAGCGUCUUCGAUUCCUUAGCAAAAGAGACCAUAGCCUUGAGACAUCUCUUUCUCCCAUUUAGUUGAGCCUGGGCCAUAUAGAAUUGAGGUGUCUUUUUCUCUCAUGUAUUUAAUUUAGACUGGAUCAGAAAGAAUUGCUUUUCAAAACAUUUUCAACUUAACAACAUAUGGAUGGUGUAGUGGUAGGCGUAUUCCGGUUGGCCAAACAAUUUGAAUUCGAAGCAACCUCAAGACACUAAGAAUAUAUGGUCAAGCGGCAUAAAUCUUUAAUUCCAAUUGCAAGCAACUGAAUCUAUAUGAUACCAGUGGAUAAGUUUUCAAAACACUAAUCGGUUGAGUCUCGAUCCACCGGAUAUCUUCGAGUUAUCAAAAAGAAAAAAACAUUCUCAACUCCAAACAAAAGCUGAACUAGUUAAAACCAGACGUCUACAAAAAACGAUAACCUAUGGACCAUCCUUCAUCCUUGAAAGCAAGAAUACAAAAGCUUGGUUAACCUUUUUAAACCUUAAAUCGGAUGACUUCACAAAACCGUUGGGCCCAUUCUUGAAGGCAUAUAGACAAAAGAUGCGAUGGAGCUAUGUUUUUUCGAAACAUUAACCUUUUCUGGUUAACGUCUUUUCAUCUUUCAAUCCAUGAAUUAAUACAUAACUUGUGUGCUCAUCCUUGUAGGCAUAUAUUCAAAAAUAUAUGGUCAAACUUGAAAAAAGUUCUGCAUUAGAUUUUGGUUGGAGUAUAACUUUAUAAGAAUUCAAAUGUUCCAAUUUAUACAUAAGCAAAGAGCACCUCCAUUAGAAUGAGCAAAAGUUCUUAAUUAUGAGUUUUAAAAAAAACUAUGGAAUACUAAAAACACACAUGUUCCAAAUAGAUGAUUAACUUGUUUAAAGAAAAUAAAACAUAAAUAAAUAAUUUUAAUAUUAAUAUUUUUUUUUGUUUUAGAAACCUUCAUGGUUUCUAACUAUUGGAGGUGCUCUAAUAUACAUAAACAAAAAAAUAUCAUAAAAUUUACAAUAAACA
Brassica rapa (field mustard) is the source of this 3800-nucleotide messenger RNA. RefSeq lists its product as uncharacterized. Lineage: Eukaryota; Viridiplantae; Streptophyta; Magnoliopsida; Brassicales; Brassicaceae. The record is from RefSeq and is a predicted model, not a curated record.